AUGAUAUUAGAUUAUGCACAGUUUGGUGAUGUUGUUAACUUUGAUACUACAUUUUUCACCAACAAAGAAUAUAGGCCGUUUGGUAUUUUUGCUGGAUUUAAUCAUCAUAGAGGAGUUGUCAUAUUUGGGGCUGCACUGUUAUACGAUGAGACAGUUGAAUCUUUCAAAUGGUUGUUUGAGACAUUCUUGGAAACUAAUGGGCAAAAGAAGCCUAUAACCAUUUUUACUGAUCAAGAUGCUGCAAUUGAAAAGGCAAUACUUGAGGUGUUUCCUGAGACAUGGCAUAGAUUGUGUACUCGACAGAUUAUGCAAAAUAGUAUAAAACAUCUAGGGAAUUUGAUGAAGGAUGAAACAAGUUUUUUGAAAGAUUUCAAAACUUGUAUGUCUCAUUAUGAGGAGGAACUAGAAUUUGAAAAGGCAUGGAAAAAACUGUGUAAUGAUUAUCGAGUUGAAAAUGAUUUAUGGUUGGAUCGUAUUUAUGGGCUAAAAGAGAAAUGGGCAAAGUGUUAUAUGAAGAAGACCUUCAGUAUAGGUAUGCAAAGUACACAACUCAGUGGAAAAUUAAAUGGGGACUUGAAGGAUUACUUGAAAUUCAGUUUGGAUAUUGUGCAAUUUUUUAAACAUUUUGAAAGGGUAGUGAAUGAUAAGCGUGAUAAAGAAUUAAAGGUUGAGUUUGAUGCAAGAAAUAAGCUGCCAAGAAAUCUGUUUUCCAAGUCACCCAUUAUGAAACAAGCAGGAGAAGUUUACACUCCUUGGAUAUUUGAAGAAUUUCAAGAGGAGUAUAAGUGGAUUAGUGCUUGCUACAUUAAAUUUCGGAAUGAAAGUAAUGCCUUGUAUGAGUAUGUAGUUGCUGUUGUUGAGCAAGAAGGGGAUUUUAAAGUCUUGUGUAACCUAUUUGAGUCUAUGGUUGAAUGUAGCUGCAGGAAAUUUGAGACAUUUGGUAUUCUAUGUUGCCAUGCUUUGAAAAUUCUAGAUGUGCUAGAUAUCAAGUUCAUUCCUGAAGCAUAUGUUUUGAAGAGAUGGACGCGGGCAGCAAGAGACAUGGUGGUGAAAGAUAAUAAGGGAAAACAAGUUGAAGAAGAUGUUCAUUUGGAUUCUUAA
Molecule: messenger RNA, 1101 nt
Organism: Telopea speciosissima
Lineage: Eukaryota; Viridiplantae; Streptophyta; Magnoliopsida; Proteales; Proteaceae
Product: protein FAR1-RELATED SEQUENCE 5-like
Exons: 2
Coding region: 1-1101 (366 amino acids)
Biological process (GO): regulation of DNA-templated transcription
Molecular function (GO): zinc ion binding
Source: RefSeq, a predicted model, not a curated record